GUGACAUGGACAGCUCACUGGAAAAGACAACUAUUUCUUUAUCCAAAUGUUCUUUGGAGUCAGAGUUUACCCAAAGUGGAAGAGAUAACAGCAUCUCUAGUGAUUUCUUACAGAGCUUUAAAGACUGGGGUUGCUUUGAUGAUGAGCAAGAUUUUAUUUCUGAUGCAAGUGAUCUGGACAUAGAAAAGGCCAUUAAAUGCUCUGAAACUGAUUCAGUUCAAAAUCCAGCUACAUACAAGGGAACAGACAGCAUCCAAGCAUCCCAUCUGGCUGCAAACAUACAAGAAAAUAAUGACCAAAAUAUUACUAAUGGUUUGAUAAGGAAAUUUGUGAGUGGAACUGGUGCUCAAGUAUGCACUUGUCAAGGCUUAAUACCACCUCACAUCAAGCAAAUUUAUGAUGAAUUAUUUGUCAUACAUCAGAAGCUCCAGAGAGAAAGUUCAGCACAGCAAGAGCAUGCCCUGCACCUCCAGAAAAGAGAGCAUUUUCUAACAGAGAGAGAAGCAUUGCUCUUUAGACAUGAAGCAGCUUUGGCUAAAAUUAGAGGUGUAGAGGAAGAAGUUCACACAAAAAUUGGAAUUAUAAAAGAGCAACAUGAGGCAGAAGUUAAACAGCUGACAGAAGCCUUGAGAGAAAUAACUAAAGAAAAUAGGAGGCUGAAGUCAUCAUUUGACACCUUGAAGGAAAUGAAUGACUCUUUAAGAAAACAGUUAAGUGACGUAACUGAGCUGAACAAGAAGUUGGAAGGUCAAGCAAGAAAAGUACAAGCUCGUUUAGAGAACCUACAAAGGAAGCAUGAAUUUUUAAUGAUACAGAAGUCUAAGGAUAGGCAUCAAGUAGUGCAACAGUGUAAACCUGUCAAGCAGGAAAAAGUGAUGGUAACACCAAAAAUUGCUAAGCUACCCUUGAAUUCACAAGUUUAUGAGCUCCUAACUUAUCUUAUGGAUUGGAUCUCAGACCAGCACCUUAGCAAAAUAAAAAUACCAGAAGAGAGAGAGGACAGUCAUAAACUUCUGGUUACCCAGACCUCCAAAAAAACCUGCACCCAGGAAAGGUGUAUGAAGCUUUUGCCUAUAGUUGCUGAGCAACUCCAGUGGAUGCCUUUUGUGAAUCCUAAACUACACGUGCCUGUGGUUAAAUUUAUAUACUGGUCAAUAAGACAGCUAGACACUGGUAUUCAGCAUGCAACAAUAGCAUCAACCAUGAGGAGACUGGGAGAAGAUAUUUUCAAAGGCAUAGGAAGUAAGGGCAACCCACAUGGUUCUUCUGAGAGGUCUACAGAGAGUAAAUCAAAAUCAGCAGCUUUCUUUAAGAGUUCCUGUAUGCCUUUGAGGUUCCUGUCAACUUUAAUUGUGCUUAAAACAGUGACACAAGUGGAUUACCUGGCUCAGGCCUUCGAUUCCCUUCGCAUAGACUUGAGGACAGAUGAAGGGAAGGCCUUAUUUUUGGAACACCAAUGUGUGCCUGUCGUGUUAAGUCACUUAAAAGUAUCCAGUAGAGGUCUGCUUUCCAGUGCUCUUGAUGGAUUGCUUCAGAUGACCAUGGAAUCUGGUAAAUUUGGUAUAUCUGGUCCAGUGGGUCCAGGAUCCAGGUUUCCAUUGCAAGUUCAUACAACAUUGACAGUGCUGAUCAGGCUUUCAGUUACUGAAAACAUGAUGCCCAAUCCAACAGUUGAG
Merops nubicus (carmine bee-eater) is the source of this 1676-nucleotide messenger RNA. It is a transcript of the gene CCDC138, whose product is annotated as coiled-coil domain containing 138. Lineage: Eukaryota; Metazoa; Chordata; Aves; Coraciiformes; Meropidae. The transcript has 12 exons. The annotation marks the transcript as partial. The record is from RefSeq and is a predicted model, not a curated record.